This is a messenger RNA of Cryphonectria parasitica EP155, 3573 nucleotides long. RefSeq lists its product as uncharacterized. The transcript is spliced from 2 exons. NCBI's taxonomy places the organism in Eukaryota, Fungi, Ascomycota, Sordariomycetes, Diaporthales, Cryphonectriaceae. The record is from RefSeq and is a predicted model, not a curated record. The annotation marks the transcript as partial.
AUGAAUCGCUUUAAGAACAAGAAGAAGGGUGCGAAGGACCUGGACUCGGCCGACCCACGCCCUUCCCUCGAGUCCGAGUCCUCCUUCUCCCUCUUUCGCCGCGGAAAGAAGAAUCUUGAGCAGGAAGCGAAACAAGAAAUUGACCUGUCCCUGGCGCUGCCUUCUAAUGAUGACUUCCGUACAAGUCUCCUGAUGAACGGCCUCUCGGCGCGCUUCUCGAUGCUCCGUGAGCAAGACGACCCGAACAGCAAGAUUGGCAAAGCUAGUGACGACAGCGUCUUGUUUCCGAAGCGUCAGUCACGACUCGCAGACUUCGGUUUCAGCGGUGGGAAUGCCCUCGGCGAUAUAGCCGAGGUCGAGUCGAUCAGGGCCCCUCCAUUCAUGCGGACAGACUCCAUAGCCUCCAAUGAGUCCGGCGGGGUGAUGACGAGGUCAAGACCCUUGGAGAGCAACGUCCUGUUUGGCGGCAGACAGAAGAUCUACAAGAUUGCAGCUGGCACUGCCUCGACGAAGAAUGUUGCUGACGGUAUGAGUGGGCGCGCCCUAUACGACGACGACGUCUCCUUGUCCGCAUUUCAGAAAUGGAGACAGGCGGAGAAGGAUAAGGAGGCAGGGAUGAUGAUGUGCGGCGAUGAUGAAGAAGAUGGCGAGAAGACGAUAAGCAACGAGGCUAGAGGGACGGAGGAUGCAUCCUUCAUCACGAGAUCCGAGUCUCCAUUGCCCCCUGGCUACAACAAGAAGAGGGAGACUUCUUCAACGACCUCAUCCACCCCAUCUGGCGGCCGAAACUCGACCGCUGCCACUUCGAUUGUCUCACAGUCAAACACAGCUUCCAAGGACAUCCACUCACAGCAGACAGCAACAUCCUCGGCGGCUUCAACACCCUCACUGGACCGACAUGUCACCCGGACUCGCAGAUUGUAUGAGCAGGGCUUGACCCAGGACCUCCAAGAACAGCAGCACUCGGUCCUCUCACGGGUGGACACGCUGGCGCGCCGCCCUGGAGGCGCUCGCACGCCCGAGCUGGGGCCCAAUUCUCCUUCUCCGACCAUGCAGACUUUUACGGAUCGGUGGGCGGCCUAUGGAGGUGAGCGUCGGACCGUCGUCACCAAGGGUAGCGCCCCGAAUCUGCGGUCCAUCAGCCCACCAGCCACUGGUCCUCUCAACGGAUCCAUGACAUUGAAUACGCGUGUCUCGAAUGUUACAGAUGGAAAGCCUGGAGUCUUCACACCCCCGCCCCUGAGUCCUCCGAUCAGCGAUGCCGGCACGGGUGAGCAAGUCCCACUCAAUAUUCAACCACAGGACCUCGGUAAAGCUACCGCCAUGAACAUGUUUCAGAAGCCGAACGCAACCUACGACGAUUCCAAGUACGCCGAGAGGCAACGUCAGCUUCAGAUUGGCCGAGAAACGCCCACGCGGAGAUUCCAUGACGACCCUGAUCUCUCAUUCUCUGAGUCUCGUUCUCAGUCAGAUGCUUCCAACCGGAGGCAGGAGGUGGACACCAGACCAGCCAUCGUAUCAGUACCAUCAGACCAGGACAAGGCGGCGUCUGCACAACAGGAUGCUGAAGUUCCUUCAUCUGGCGAGACUAUCGAGUCGCCCAUCCUGAAUGAGCAUGUCUUCUCAAACCAGACUUCCCCCGAAGUUAGAUUGGAGCGACCGUCCGAUCAAGAUCAUCCCGCCUUUCGGAAUCCAGCACCAGCCUCGACGCCAAUGUUUCCCUCCAAAGCGAAGGAGCAGCAGUGGCCUGCGAAGGCCGGCCUGCUUUCUGUUGGGCUCCAGGCGCCGACUCUGGCGGAUUCCCCAACGCUGGGACCUAAUGUGGGCCUGAGUGGCAUGGUACGGCAACACUUGCGCUCAGAAAGCGAUGUCUCGUCAAUCUAUGCCCCACACAACGAUGCACAGUCUCCGCCCAGUAGACGCGACGAUCCUCUCAAGCCCAAGAAGCCCUGGGAGGAGUCAGCAUGGACUGCAUCUCCGGAAGCUGCUGUUGAGCAGAGCCCUCCCGACGCAAGAAAGCCCGCGUUGUCCAAAAGAGAGGAGUCGACAAUGGCGCAACCCGAACCAAGAACGUUCCUCGACUCGCCACGUUCCCCAGAUGAGGAGGAUGAAUUUGCCAGUCAACUAGCCAAUGCACGCCGACGUGUAAGAGAGAAGCUCACCUCGUUUGUGGAGACCGACGCCCAGUCAUUCUCGCCGCCAACAGUGGCAGCGCCCACAAGUGACCUGCCGACCCCGCCGCCACGGUCAAAUCCUCUGGGUAUUUUGAAAGUCAAGAGUAGCCGCGGGUCCCUGAUCGACCGAGGCCGGGAGGCUGUACCGCAUUCUAUCAAGGAGCACGAUGAGACCAAUGAUACCGAGGCGCGGUUGAACGAAGAGGAGGAUGCGCACCCCAGCCUGAGAGCCUUCCGACAGGCAAGGCGGGAAGUUCAGAGGCGCAAGGAUCUCGAGGCGGGGGCCAGAUCUUUGCCGCAAAUGGGACAACCAAUGAUGCCUGCACCGCUGGAACAAAUGUCUGGGGCUCCUGGGCCACGACGAGGAACAUCACGCACUCCCAGCAGCGAGCGUCAGACCGUCAAUCCCCGCCAAUAUCGACAGAUGAGAGAGAACUCUCCGCAAGAUGCACCUCUACCGCCUCGAUCGCGAUCCAAAGUCGCUCGAGACCGUAGCGAGUCUGAGAACAGCGAAGGUUCAGGUCGGUCACGAAGCGGGCCUCCGCCACCCAGAUCGAGGGAUCGUCCGGAGUACAGAGACGGCCAGCCUAUGCCUGCGGAGAUGCUCAGUGCUCCGGGCCAGCACAGCCCCAUGAUUCGGUCUCCAGGAUUGCCUGGUACCGAUAUUCGACGUUCACCUCAUAUGCCGCCCGUUGCUGCCUUUCCAAAUGGUCCCCGCGGCAAUACUCCAGCGGCGUACCAUGAUAGCAAUGGCCCUUCACCAACUAUGAGAAGCCAUCCAGGAAGGUCAAUGACCGGGCCCAUGCCUUCUGGGCAAUUCCCUCUCUCUCCUCAAGGCGGAAAAUUCGACCAACCCCGCGGCCCCUACCAACCUAAUCACGCGUCUGGAUCAGCCCCUGCGACACCUACUGGCCCGCUCCCGAGACGCCCCUCUGUCGCCACCAACUCCCAUGCGACUGCAACCGGCUCGACGCUUACGGACUCGAUGAAGAGGGUCGUGAAUAAGAAGGACAUCUCAGAGCCAACAUUUGUGAUGUCGACGUCCCGAGUUCCGACGACAAACUUACCGUCUUCUGCUGCAGGGGGCAACAGGUCGAGAAGUGGAAGCGUCGCUGACCCCGGCUCACCACCACCUCUGCCACCAGUCAACCCGAGGCGGAGGCACAACGCUGCUUUUAGUGCGAGCUCGCCACAACUGCCUCUCGUGCCCCCUCCGGCAGCUCCUUUCGCCCAGACCGCUGAAGGAGACUGGAACAGCGCCUUUUCGGCAAACGACGAAAGUCGACGCAGGCUGCGAAAGGCCAGUUCUGAGAUGAAAAUGGACGCGCGAGCCACUAUAGGUCCUGGCAAGCGGAUCAGCCCCCCACAGGUUGCUGUCGGUCCGCCGGCCGGCAGAGCC